GCGGGAGGAGGUGAAGCAGAGAGAGAGAUCAAAUACGACAGAUUUUAAGCUGGUUUUGAAUGUUCUUCAAUGGCGAGAGUUCCUGCAACAUUUUUGUUUCGAAUGAUUUCAUCUAGAAACAACAUCUCUAGGGUUAGGGUUUUGCUUUCCGGUCGGUUAUCUCAUUCUGGUGAGAAAUGGAGGCGUUCAAAUUACGGAAAGAGUUACGCUUUUCCGUCAUUCGUUUCAGAACACAGAGUUCCAAACGGUUUGACGCAUCUAGAUUCUGUAAGACUUGGGGAUCUUAGUAUUGUUAAGAGGAAGCAAUUCUCAACGUUUCCUGACGAUGUAAGUCGAGUUGAUGAGGAUAGUUCCCUGUAUUCAGAAUUGAUUGAACGUGAAAGUAUUGAGGAGGACGAUAUUCAUGGAAGUAGUGGUUGUGUUGGUUUUGAGCAUGUAGGCUCUCGUGAUCCCGUUGACAUUUACAAGGAACUUCGGUUGUCUGAGAAGAAGUCCAAGCUUACGCGAUCUAAUUGGGACACAUUGGUUGAAAAUUUUCGGUGUUUUGCGAAAUCUGGUUGGGCAUCCAACCAGGCUCUUGCUAUCUACAUUGGUGCCUCAUUCUUUCCUACUGCGGUUAGCUCGUUUCGGUCUUUUUUCUUCAAGAAAUGUCCUGAAGAUGUUGCCAAGUACUUGGUAUCACUAGGGCCAUCUGAAUCAGCUGAGAGGUUUCUUUUCCCAAUUUUUGUUGAGUUUUGUUUGGAGGAAUUCCCUGACGAAAUCAAGCGUUUUAAGGGAAUGAUUGAAUCUGCUGAUCUCACCAAACCUUAUACUUGGUUCCCUUUUGCACGGGCCAUGAAACGCAAAAUCGUGUAUCACUGUGGUCCGACCAAUAGUGGUAAAACCUACAAUGCGUUGCAGCGUUUUAUGGAAGCAAAGAAUGGUAUAUACUGUAGUCCUCUGAGGCUUUUAGCCAUGGAAGUUUUUGACAAGGUGAAUGCUGUAGGGGUUUACUGUAGUCUCCAAACUGGACAAGAAAAGAAAAAUGUCCCUUUUGCUAACCACACUGCAUGUACUGUUGAGAUGGUUUCCACAGAAGAAUCGUAUGAUGUGGCUGUUAUUGAUGAAAUCCAAAUGAUGGGUGAUCCUUGCAGAGGAUAUGCUUGGACUCGCGCUUUGCUUGGACUAAUGGCUGAUGAGAUACACUUGUGUGGGGAUCCAAGUGUUCUUAAAAUUGUCAGAAAGAUAUGCUUGGACACAGGAGAUGAGUUGGUUGAACAUCAUUAUGAGAGGUUCAAGCCUCUUGUGGUUGAAGCAAAGACACUCUUGGGAGAUCUCCGAAAUGUUCGACCUGGGGACUGUGUGGUCGCUUUCUCAAGGAGAGAGAUAUUUGAAGUCAAGCUGGCAAUUGAGAAGUUCACUAAACACCGUUGCUGUGUUAUUUAUGGUGCCUUGCCUCCAGAGACUAGACGGCAACAAGCUAGCUUGUUUAAUGAUCAAGAUAAUGAGUAUGAUAUUCUGGUUGCAAGUGAUGCUGUGGGGAUGGGUUUGAAUCUAAACAUUAGACGAGUUGUUUUUUAUAGUCUUUCUAAGUAUAAUGGUGACAAGGUUGUUCCAGUGCCUGCGACACAGGUGAAGCAGAUUGCCGGAAGGGCUGGUCGGAGAGGCAGCAUUUAUCCUGAUGGACUCACCACCGCUUUGCAUUUGGAUGAUUUAGACUACCUGAUUGAUUGCUUGAAGCAGCCUUUUGACGAAGUUACAAAAGUUGGUCUCUUCCCUUUCUUUGAGCAAGUAGAGUUGUUCGCGGGACAAUUUCUCAAUGCUCCUUUCUGCCAACUUCUGGAAAAGUUUGGAGAGAACUGUCGUCUUGAUGGUUCUUACUUCUUGUGUAAGCAUGAUCAUAUAAAGAAGGUUGCAAGGAUGUUAGAGAAAGUGGGAGGAUUAUCUCUGCAAGACCGGUUUAACUUUUGCUUUGCCCCAGUCAAUAUUAGAGAUCCAAAAGCUAUGUACCAUCUUCUGGGGUUUGCUUCAUCAUACAGCCAAAAUGUCCCUGUUAGCAUAGCAAUGGGCAUGCCCAAGGGCUCUGCUCGUAAUGAUGCAGAGCUCCUUGAUCUUGAGACUAAGCAUCAAGUGUUGUCUAUGUAUUUAUGGCUAUCACACCAUUUUAAGAAGGACACUUUCCCGUAUGUAAACAAGGCUACAGCAAUGGCAACAGAUAUUGCAGACCUUCUUGGUCAGUCUCUCACCAAAGCUAACUGGAAGCCUGAAUCAAGGCAGGCAGGGAAGUCGAAGCCUCAAGAGAAGGGAAGUGGCUAUGAGAGACCAAUGUCACUUAUUAAAGUGUAUCAAAAGAAAAAGAAAGAAAAAUCUCCUCUGCAAGGUUCCCCAAGUAAUAUCCCAACUUGAUACAAAUACCAGGUACAUGUAUCAGAAUUUUACUCACAUAAUAGAAAAGCCUCCUGGUGCCACCCUAAUUGCUCAUCAUAAUACAUUUCCGCUAUUAAGAGGCCUUUGCUUUGUUUCUAUAUUUUU
Messenger RNA from Telopea speciosissima, 2511 nucleotides. RefSeq names its product DExH-box ATP-dependent RNA helicase DExH18, mitochondrial-like. Gene Ontology annotation, cellular component: mitochondrial degradosome. The transcript is spliced from 2 exons. Gene Ontology annotation, molecular function: ATP binding; RNA helicase activity; hydrolase activity, acting on acid anhydrides. The record is from RefSeq and is a predicted model, not a curated record. Gene Ontology annotation, biological process: RNA catabolic process; mitochondrial RNA 3'-end processing. Lineage: Eukaryota; Viridiplantae; Streptophyta; Magnoliopsida; Proteales; Proteaceae. Bases 70 to 2385 code for a protein of 771 amino acids.